UAAAAACUGACUGACAGCUGAUCUGUGCAAGCAGUUUCAAAGGAGGACGCACAACAAAAUUAAUUCAAAUCGCCCCACCACGAUCGCUUUCACCAUGGGCACAGCUAUGUUCGCGAGGGUGACUUUCUAUCCAACUUUAUUUUACAAUGUGAUGAUGGAGAGGAUGACCAGCCGGCGCUGGUAUGACCGGAUGGAUGACACGGUGAUCCUUGGCGCCCUGCCUUUCCAGGGGAUGACGAAACAGCUGAAGGAGGAGGAAAACUUAAAGGCAGUAGUGUCAAUGAAUGAGACAUAUGAAUUAAAGAUAUUUUCAAAUGACGCCGAGAAAUGGCGCGAGCACGGCGUAGAGUUCCUACAGCUGGCGACGACGGACAUAUUCGAGACUCCGGACCAGGACAAGCUGUACGAAGGAGUUAGGUUCAUUAACAGGUUUCUGCCAAUUGACAGUAAAAUAAAGCGGAUAACAAGUGAGAACCCAGUGAACAGUGGCACAGUGUACGUGCACUGCAAGGCCGGGCGGACCCGCAGCGCGACGCUAGUCGGCUGCUACCUUAUGAUGAAAAACGGCUGGUCCCCGGCGGAGGCAGUAGAGCACAUGCGUACUCGACGACCACACAUAUUGCUGCACACCAAGCAGUGGGAGGCGCUGCAGAUAUUCCACAGGAAUCAUGUGCAGGCGUAGUUAGCAGCAACGUAGAUAAGAAAUAUACUAGAGGGUUAAAUUCGCGAUUUCAGAAAAGAGCCAGUUUUCGUAUAAUCCGAAACAUAAAAAGUUGGAGACCCUUAUUUUGGGUGAUAUGAGUCUAAGAUCACUACAAGAUGUUUUUUCAACCUUAAGUCAUACUAUACGGCGUUAAUAAUGAAUACUUAUUGACGGGGCAAUCAAAACUCACUAAUUGCCAAAAUAUAAUUAGUUACCUACACAAAAAUCAGCCUUGUCUGUUCACUAUAGCUCUGAACUUGCAGUAGUAAUUAGGUUUGGUUGCCAAUGUGUAGAUAGUUCAUUUGAACAAGUAGGUAUGGUUUCAACAGUAAACCUGUUGUAAAUAAAUUCUGUUUCCUAAAGUUCGUUUUUAGGGUUCCGUACCCAAAGGGUAAAACGGGACCCUAUUACUAAGACUUCGCUGUCCGUCCGUCCGUCCGUCCGUCUGUCACCAGGCUGUAUCUCACGAACCGUGAUAGCUAGACAGUUGAAAUUUUCACAGAUGAUGUAUUUCUGUUGCCGCUAUAACAACAAAUACUAAAAACAGAAUAAAAUAAAGAUUUAAAUGGGGCUCCCAUACAACAACGUG
Messenger RNA from Cydia fagiglandana, 1292 nucleotides. It is a transcript of the gene PTPMT1, whose product is annotated as phosphatidylglycerophosphatase and protein-tyrosine phosphatase 1. Gene Ontology annotation, biological process: protein dephosphorylation. The transcript is spliced from 6 exons. The record is from RefSeq and is a predicted model, not a curated record. Lineage: Eukaryota; Metazoa; Arthropoda; Insecta; Lepidoptera; Tortricidae. Gene Ontology annotation, molecular function: phosphatidylinositol-4,5-bisphosphate 5-phosphatase activity; phosphatidylglycerophosphatase activity; protein tyrosine/serine/threonine phosphatase activity. The coding region runs from base 95 to 682 and encodes 195 amino acids.